UUUUAGCAGCGCCAGUCAAACUUUGAGGAUUAUGACUGAAGCGCUACCCUUUGAUUUCAUUUUUCAUUUCAUAGUCAUGCAGCUGUUUUCAUGAGGCACAGCUCACAGAUUGAGAUGUUUGCGCUGUUGUCGCUUUUAUUGUGCGUAAAGACUGUUGUCAAUUCUCCAGUGUCCACAGCAGCACAGGCUCAGGGUUUUUUAGAGCGAUAUGGAUACCUGCAUGAGGAAAAUAAAACUCACAAUGCUGCUGAAAUGAAGUCAGCCAUAAGAGAGUUUCAGUGGCUGUCUCACCUGCCCCUCACUGGAAGGCUGGAUAGUGCCACUCUGGGGAAGAUGACAUCACCCCGCUGCGGGGUUAAAGAUGCCCGGAGCCAUAGUGCCUGGGGUCAAAGGGUCAACAACAUCUUUACCGGCUACAUGGACAGACACGAGCAGCACCUCCGUAAGAAACGUAACAUCGUAUCAGGUGAGAGGUGGUACAAACGUCACCUGACCUAUCGCAUCAUGAACUGGCCACAGUACCUCUCUGCCAGACAAGUGAGUCUGGCGGUGUUCACAGCAUUCCAGAUCUGGAGUAAUGCGUCUGGGCUGGUCUUCCAGGAGGUUAGUCAGGGUCCCGCCGACAUCCGUCUGGCCUUCUUUGAAGGGGAACAUAAUGAUGGGACAGGGAAUGCAUUCGAUGGACCAGGUGGGUCUCUGGCUCAUGCGUUUCUUCCAUCUCGUGGUGAGGCUCACUUCGACAUGGCUGAACGCUGGACCCUCAACCGCUUUAAAGGACACAACCUGUUCCUAGUAACAGCCCAUGAGAUUGGCCACACCUUGGGCUUGGUUCAUUCACCCGUCCGUCAUGCUCUUAUGUCACCAUUUUAUAAGAAGAUGGGUCGCAAUGCAUUGCUCAGUUGGGAUGACAUCACAGCUAUACAACAAUUCUAUGGUAAACCAUCUGGCGGUGGAUUUCAGCAGUUGACAGGACGGGCUCUGAGUUUGGCUGUAGAAGGGUGGGGAAUUUCGAAAGACCAUACUGGAGGAUCCUAUACACCCAAAUACUGUCAGGAUUUCUUUGAUGCCAUCACCAUGGAUAUGAACGGGACAGUGCUGGUGUUUCAGGGCCGUCUAUUCUGGACAUUAUAUAACGGAAGUAUGAGCGGUCCUCUUCCUCUGCAGACACGCUGGCCGCAACUCCCAUUGGCCAUCGAAGCAGCUGCAUUUUCCCCACAGGACGGCAAACUAUACUUCUUUAAAGGAAAAUGGAUGUGGCGUUAUUCGGACAAUCUUCUGGAUCCUGGAUUCCCCAGGAAGAACAGUAAAUCAGGCCUGCCCAAACACCUUGACUGUGCCUUCUUCUACCGGCCGCUGGGCAAGAUGGUGCUCCUGAAAGGAUCCCGUUAUUUCGUCCAGAACCUAGAGACUCUUAAACCAGAGCCAUACUACCCCCGUCAUCUUAGUGACUGGAAAGGGAUUCCACGGGGGUUAAACGGGGCCCUGACGUGGCCUGAUGGAAAACUGUACUUCUUUAAAGAACAGCAGUACUGGAGGUUUGAUCCGGGAAAGGUGCGUAUCACUGAGACUGGAAACUGGACUACAAGACUGCAGUGGAUUGGUUGCCAAAGGACCUCAUCAGUAGAAGAUAAUGACCUACUUUGAUCAGAAGAGGGAGCCAAAA
Molecule: messenger RNA, 1663 nt
Organism: Triplophysa rosa
Lineage: Eukaryota; Metazoa; Chordata; Actinopteri; Cypriniformes; Nemacheilidae
Gene: mmp28
Product: matrix metallopeptidase 28
Exons: 8
Coding region: 91-1644 (517 amino acids)
Biological process (GO): extracellular matrix organization; proteolysis; collagen catabolic process
Cellular component (GO): extracellular matrix
Molecular function (GO): zinc ion binding; metalloendopeptidase activity
Source: RefSeq, a predicted model, not a curated record